Molecule: messenger RNA, 4578 nt
Organism: Myotis brandtii (Brandt's bat)
Lineage: Eukaryota; Metazoa; Chordata; Mammalia; Chiroptera; Vespertilionidae
Gene: ASIC3
Product: acid sensing (proton gated) ion channel 3
Exons: 11
Coding region: 2528-4489 (653 amino acids)
Biological process (GO): sodium ion transmembrane transport
Cellular component (GO): membrane
Source: RefSeq, a predicted model, not a curated record
CCCCCCCCGAGUCUGUAACAAGGUGAGAUUGUAGACAGCCCCCCUCUACAUGAGGACACCAGCCUGAAGGGGACAGAGCAGGAGCCAAUACACCCCAAAUUACAGCCACAGCCACAGGAGCACAUAGUACCAACAGUCCCCAAACCACAAGGGAGGGGUUAAUGCUAAGCCCCUUGGCAGACAAAAUACAAAACCAGUUGGAGGAGGUCAGGCCAGGGGAAGCCGGCAGCCCCAAAGCUUGAAUGAGGACCUGGGAGUAGCUGCGGUUUCCCACCAGCCCUCAUGGACUCCCCUCCUGCCUUGGUUCUGCCCACGUCACCUGUCAGCAGGCAACCUUCCCCUUUCACAGCCACAUCCGGCUGAGGUACCCACUGAGCCCUGCUCCCUAGGGUGGCGAGAGGGAUUGCCUGUGCCAGACCUUCGAGGCUGACCAAACAUGUUAGGUUUCUCCUGUGGCACAGAGGGUGAGGCAUGGUUGGGGGGCAGCAGCAGUUGCAGAAGCAGAGCUCAGGUGUGAGCGCAGGAGCUGGGUGAGGAACUCCAUAGCCUCUUCUGUGUGUGGGUUAGGACCAGAAACCACCCAAAAUACCACGGCCACAGCCGCCCUGCUUUGCUGCCCCACUCCCUGACUGAUGGAGAAAUCGCAUCCCAGGGCACCCCCGCACAGGAAGCAGAGCCCAGGGCUGACUUCUGGUUGCUUUGCCAACUAAGCACCUAGUGCUGCCAAGAGCAGGCCUUAAGCCCCCUCCCCCCAGUCCACACUGGCCCCUCCCUCAGGAGAGCCAGCUGGGCCAGUUCCUGCUACUCUAGCCCUGGCCUCGGUCCUCUGACACCAGAUUCUGGGUCUCCUUAGCCCUUCACGGUGGCCUCUCCAAAUCCUGCUCCCAUGCCCCGCUCAGCUAGGAAAGUAGUGAGGUCCACAUGUGCCUUCAGCUGGAAGGCCAUGAGGUUGGCGCCGUGUAGCCUGAACCUGGACCUUUGCUCCUUUGGCUAUUCAACAUGGAUCCUGAGCCUGGCGGUGCUUAAUUUUGACAGUUUGUUUUAAGAGUUUCAAUGGUAAAGUACUUAAAACUCACAAUGCUGCAGCCUCCGAAGGUGGUCAGAUCUGGGCAAUAAACCGUAUUACCCACUUCUUCUGUCCAAAAUGUGUUCAUUGAGCACCUCUCGUGCCCACGAUGGGGUUGACAGCCCCUGCCCAUCAGACAGGCAACUGCAGUGCCCUGUGACCAUGUUGUGAACUAUGUUUCUUCUACUCACAGCCAAGAGCCCACCAACAUGAACCCAGUGGCCUCAAAUGCUCUGUGGAGAGAGAUGAAGUAGAAACAGAUUUCAGUGAGUUAAUGGAGAUAAAAACCUGCUUUCUCUCAGGCCCCCGGUGCAGCAUCUGUCUCCCCAUUCCCCAUCCACCGGGCUGGCUCCUGUGGCCCUCAGCUUGGGUCCCCAAGACACCCUGAUCCGUCAGGCCAGCAGGCAGUGGCGUCGCAGGCCAUGCUCUGCUCUCUGGAGGUGCCUGCUCCAGCUGCUGGGAGAUGCCCCACUGCCCCACAGGCUCUGGAUCCUCUGACACUUGUUCAGUCAGAUGUGCCAGCUCUGUGGCCCAGGGCCCUCCCACCAGCUCACAAAAAAGCAGGCACACUCCUGUGUUACUGCUGGGAGCACAAAAUGGUGUGACUCCUACGCCAGGAAUUUUGUGGCAUCAAAUGACCCAUGAAGUUGCCUCUUGACCCAGCACUUCUGUUUCUGGGAGUUAGUGUUGCUGAGCACACUGUAAUGGAAGACUGGAAACCCCCAGAAUUCAUCAGGGACGCGGUGAUAUCAACAAGGGUGUGUCCACAUAAUGGAAGGGUAUGCAGCCAUUUAAAAAUGGGGAAGUUUUCCAGGUACGGAUAUCACGUGGUCCCCAGAAUAUGUUAAGUAAAAAAAGAUGUGAAAUCAUAGAACACCAUGUCAUACCUGGGAACUGGACUAUGUCACCUGGGAGUGUGACAGGUGAGCCCACUUUCAUUGUGAUAGAGACCAACCUCCCAGGCAGGAGGGCACGAGUUGGGGGCGGGGGCGGGGUCAGGAAGAGGGUCACUCAAGAGACACCCCCAGGACAUGGGACCUGCAGAGGCCUGGGCCAUCUGGUGUAGGCUGGAACACUGGGGGCUCAGGAGGAGGAGAUGGCCAAUGCCAAACGCCCCACCACCUUCCAGCCUGGUCAAGAGUCAACUCCCCUCUUUGCAAAAUGAACUCCCCCGCCCCCCCACCCCCCCAUGAUGAGGUUAGUGGGGAGGGAGGAGCCAGGCCAAGGGCCAGUGACUGACUCUCAGCCCCACACACAGGGACUGCAGCUGGGAAACUAGAGGCCCCAAGGGCACCCCCAGCCCCGAUUAUCUCUGGGUUCUCCUCAAGCCCAACCAGGGUUGCUGUGGUUUCCUGCUGGCGCCUCUGGCCUCAACAAACCCCUGCCCCCCCAUGCUGCACUAAUGGCUCAGCCUGGGGCUCCAGGGACCUCCCCACCCCCCAGGCUGCUCUGCCAGCCCCCAUGCCCCUCACUGCUGAAACCCAAUCCUCUGCGGCAGCUCUGGCUCAGCAGAGCAGCAGACCAGCCCUGCCUGCCACGCAGGCUGCACUCUACCUGCUCAGCGGCGGAGCCCCCAGCCCAGCCCCGGCCCUGGAGCCACAGCCUGUUCCCGGACGAGGCCAGCUGGACCCUUCAGGUCACUGCAUCCAACCCAGCCAGGCCAGUGCCUCCCCAUCUCCCUUUCAGGUGUGGCUCCUCUCCUUGCCUCCCUCUGCACUGUCCCCUGCCUGGCCAGCCCCUCCCAGACCUCAGGCUGACCCUCUCCUGCUCCUAAGCCUCUGCAGCCUGGCCACCAACCCCAGCCCUCUCUGUUCCCUCACCUCAGCGGAGGCCAUGAAGCCCCCCUCAGGGCCGGAGGAGGCCUGGCAGCAGGCCUCGGACAUCAGUGUGUUCGCCAGCAGCUGCACGCUACAUGGGCUGAGCCAUGUCUUUGGUCAAGGAAGCCUGACCCCGCGCCGGGGGCUGUGGGCCGUGGCCAUGCUCCUGUCGAUGGCUGCCUUCCUCUACCAGGUAGCAGAGAGGGUGCGCUACUAUGGGGAGUUCCAUCACGAGACGGCCCUGGACGAGCGCGAAAGCCACCAGCUCACCUUCCCGGCCAUCACCCUGUGCAACAUCAACCCGCUGCGCCGCUCACGUCUCACGCCCAAUGACCUGCACUGGGCCGGGCCCUCGCUGCUAGGCCUGGAGCCCUCUGAGCACGCCGCCUUCCUGCGCGCACUGGGCCAGCCCCCCACACCACCUGGCUUCAUGCCCAGCCCCACCUUCGACAUGGCCCGACUCUACACCCGGGCUGGGCACACGCUGGAGGACAUGCUGCUGGACUGUCGCUACCGCGGCCGACCCUGCGGGCCCGAGAACUUCACUGCGAUCUUUACCAGGAUGGGUCAGUGCUACACCUUCAACUCCGGUGCGGAUGGGGCAGAGCUUCUCACCACCCCCAAGGGCGGAGCGGGCAAUGGGCUGGAGAUCAUGCUGGAUGUGCAGCAGGACGAGUACCUGCCCGUGUGGAAGGACAUGGAGGAGACCCCGUUUGAGGUGGGGAUCCGAGUGCAGAUCCACACCCAGGAGGAGCCACCUAGCAUCGACCAGCUGGGCUUUGGGGCAGCCCCUGGCUACCAGGUUUUUGUGUCUUGCCAGCAGCAGCAACUGAGCUUCCUGCCACCUCCCUGGGGCGACUGCAGCUCCGCAUCCCUAGACCCCGACUUUGAGCCAGAACCCGCUGGUCCCCUGGGUCCCCCCAGCCCCAGCCCCGGCCCCAGCCCUCCCUAUAGUCUAAUGGGGUGUCGCCUGGCCUGCGAAACCCGCUAUGUGGCUCGGAAGUGCGGCUGCCGAAUGAUGCACAUGCCUGGUAGCGCACCGGUGUGCAGCCCGCAGCAGUACAAGGACUGCGCAGACGCCAUGCUGCGGAAGGACUCGUGCGUGUGCCCCAACCCGUGCGCCAUCACGCGUUACGCCAAGGAGCUCUCUAUGGUGCGGAUGCCCAGCCGCGCUGCUGCCCGCUACCUGGCCCGGAAAUACAACCGCAGCGAGGCCUACAUCGCGGAGAACGUACUGGUGCUGGACAUCUUCUUUGAGGCCCUCAACUACGAGACAGUGGAGCAGAAGAAGGCCUAUGAGGUGUCAGAGCUGCUAGGCGACAUUGGGGGCCAGAUGGGGCUGUUCAUCGGGGCCAGCCUGCUCACCAUCCUCGAGAUCCUGGACUACCUCUGCGAGGUGUUCCUAGACAGGGUCCUGGGAUACUUCUGGAACCGGAAGCGCUCCCAAAGGCCCUCCAGCACCCAUCUGCUUCAGGAAGGGCUGGGCAGCCAUGGAAAUCAAGUGCCCAAUCUCAGUUUAGGCUCCAGGCCUUCCACCCCUCCCUGUGCCGUCACCAGGACUCUUUCCGCCUCCCACCGCACCUGCUACCUCGUCACACGGCUCUAGACCUGGUGUCUGCGUCUUCAGGGCCAAGCCUCAACAUCCUGGACACGCUCUGCCUGCACAUGACUUUGUCACCUUCAUCCCAAAUAAAG